Molecule: messenger RNA, 2625 nt
Organism: Colletotrichum graminicola M1.001
Lineage: Eukaryota; Fungi; Ascomycota; Sordariomycetes; Glomerellales; Glomerellaceae
Product: AT hook domain-containing protein
Exons: 4
Coding region: 1-2625 (874 amino acids)
Source: RefSeq, a predicted model, not a curated record
AUGACCGAUAACCUGGCCUUCGAGGGCUUGGUCCCGAACGAAUACUUUACAUACGAGGGCCGUCUAGGCUCUUUCCACCAGGUCUAUCCUGCGCCGAAGCGCCGCCAGUCUGGCGCUACUAAGGGUGGCAAGAACUUGACUUGGCCGCACAUGAAAUAUCUCGUGCCCGGAGAACUCGCGAAAGCAGGCUUCGUUUGGCGACCGUUUCCCGAUAACCCCGAUAACGUCGCAUGCUUCCUUUGCAACAAAUCUCUCGAUGGCUGGGAAGAAGGCGACAGGCCCCUUGAGGAGCAUCUUAAGCACUCUCCCAAUUGCGGCUGGGCCAUUGUUGCAGGCAUCGAGGCCAACAUCAACGACCUCGCGACCGAGGACCCGGCCAGCACCCGGAUGAUUGAGGCCAGGAAGGCGACCUUUGACGGACGGUGGCCCCACGAAGGAAAGAGAGGCUGGAAAAACAAGAUCAAGCAGCUCGCCGAGGCAGGCUGGAAGUACACCCCUUCCAUUGAAUACAACGACAUGACGACAUGCACUUAUUGCGAGCUUGCCUUGGACGGCUGGGAACAAAACGAUAAGCCAAUGGACGAGCACUUCAACCGAUCACCCUCCUGCCCCUACUUCGCCCUGGUGGAUCAAUACGCCGCCACACGGAAGCCCAAGGGCAAGGCGGCUAGAGGCUCCAAGACAGCAUCGAGGCUCUCUGUGCAGUCCGUAGCGACAGCCGCUUCUGACAUCACGUCCAUGACUGAUGUUCCCGCCGAAUACGACGACAGCGUUCUGACGACAACGUCCACCAUGGCCGGGAAGAAGGGCGCGCGCGCCAAGAAGGCCUCGACAGCCACCAAGGGCCGGAAGACCAAGGCCAAGAAGGACGAGCCUGUCGAGGUAGUUGAAGACGAAGCGAUGCCGCAAGAGGAGGUGAUGCCCCCUCCACCUAAAACAGCACGAGGACGCAAGCGAACAAGCGACGAGGUGGACGAGUCUGCGCUUGCCGUCUCUGAGGCACCCGCUCCAAAGAAGCGGACGGCCCGCGGUCGAUGCAAAGCCACGGCUGAGAACUCAAUGGUUGAGCAAUCACAACAAGAUAUCAGCAUUGCCGAUGCACCACAGCCGGCGAAGGCGCCCAAAGGCCGGAAAACUGCAAACGCGUCCGGAACCAAGGGAACGCGUAAAGCCUCGGGGACGUCACAGAGAUCAACAGCCUCGGUCGCGUCUUCGCGAGCCGCCCCCGGCGCUUUCCCCGAAGACGAUGACGAGAUCACCCGGCAGCUAGAGGCCGAUCUCGAGCGUCCGUUGACCGACGACGAGGACAUCAUGCAAGAUUCCGACUCUGAACGGAACAAGGUACCCGCACCAAAGUCAAAGGCAAAGAAAAUCCGCGCUGGCUCCGGUGCUGCCGCUAGCCCUGAGCCCUCGGAAACCCGUGAAAUGUUCGAUGCUGAGCCGUACGUCGCGGAUGAGGACGAUGUGGAUGAAGACAUGAAGCAGCUUGAGGCCGAGAUGACGAUUGAUGAGUCCGAGAUGGUUCAAGUGCCAAAGAAGGGACGCAAGGCCGCUGGAACCCGCAAGGUGUCCAAACAGACCAAGGCGCAGAAAGCCAAGGCUGUGAAGGCCCCCGUUGAAGAGGAUGAGCCGGAAGUGCCCGCCGAGCCGGCCCAAACGGAGGAGGCUGCUGCCAUGGAGGAAGACGAGCUGAGCACUGCCACUGUCAUCACGAAGCCUGCCCGUACGAGCAUGGGCAAGAAGCGCGGUCGCCCCUCGAAGGCAUCUCUCGCCUCGCGUGCUUCUUUAGAAAAUCUUGGCAAAGCCAAAGAAGUUGAAGUUGAGGUUGAGGUUGUUGAACCCGAGGCUGAGAUUCAAGCUGAACCGAAAGCUGAGGAAGAAACAGCGUCUGCGGACACCUCGGUGCAUCAGUCGUUUGCUUCUGCAAGGCAAACGCCGGCACCUGCCGACCAGCGAGACGAAUUGGGAGACGAACCUGAGGAGGUCCAAGAGGAACUUGAAGAAGAGCGCGAACCAGAAGUGGAGCAAGAGGUCGAAUCUGAACCCGAGCCGGAGCCCACGCCAAGAAGCGAUCCAAAGGAGAGCUCACCGGCGCCUCCUUCUUCACCCGUCAUCGCAUCUUCGGCUCGUCACAGUCUUCAGCACCAACAUGGGACGCCUCGCAUUUCGCCUGCCCAGUCUGCUCGGCAAGCGGCGGUUUCACCUUCGCCUUCUCCUCAAUCGUCGGAUGCCGAGAACCAGCCUCCUUCGUCGAGGCCUUCUUCCACUUCACAGAAACGGGUGACGCACGCACCCGUCUCAUCCACUCCGGCGCGACCAAGCUCCCCGUGUAAACGGAAAGCUUUGGCUAGCCUCCAGAGCACAACGCCUUGGAACCCGGUCGACAUUGACCUCAUUUUCGGAUCUCCUGAAAAGUCGGACAAGAGGAACCCUGUCGACAGACUGCUGCACAAGGGCUCUGAGCUGACGAGCCCCGAGAAGCGCAUGACGGUCGAGGAGUGGAUACAUCACAACGCAGACCAGGCAGAGGCGAAGUUGCGCCAGGAGUGCGAGGCGAUGGUCAGCAAGUUCGAGAGCGAGGGGAGCAAAGCUAUGAAUGUUUUGGAGGGUUUGAUUGUGGACUAA